CUCGCCCACCGCGCCCGACAUGGCUGCAGAGAUGUAACUCUGCCAGUGCUAGCUACCACCUCAAUAUUCUUUGGCGAUCCUGCCUCAGACGACUUCUAGCGGCCUCGGCGCUGCGAAGAACCCACUGGCGCGCAGACCACGUGCCCAGCGCGAUCGGGGUUUCGUUCGGGCGCUCGACGCGUCGCGUUGAUGUUCACCGCGACGCGCCUCACCUCCACUGUCCGAGCAUCUUCACGCGUUUUCUCCUGCUUUUCUCGUCCUUGCCUAACCAUGUCAGCCAAAGAACGUGUCGUCUACCUUGAAGACCUCGAGGGUUCAACGGAAAAGACUGAAGAGGCUGUGCAAGAUGCCACCACGGAGGUCAAGUCCACUGACGCGCCCCAAGUCAAAGGAGAGGCCGCUGUCAGCGAGCAAAAGGCAUCCACCACGACAGCAGUGAAGCGGCAGAGGACCCUCGUGGACAUGUUCUCUGGCGGCGCGUCCCCCAGCGCGCCCGCAGCCAAGAAGAUCAAAGUUUCCAGGACACACAGCAGUGCAACGUCGCACGCGUCCGCCGUGAGCGCGCAGCCGUCCCUCAACUCCAUUGCUUUCUCUAUGUCGGAGUUUCAGGCCGCUUUGUCAGACGAGGAGCGUAAGCUGCUCACUCUCGAGUGUGAAACCCUUGGCAAGAGCUGGUUCAAGCUGCUCAAAGAUGAGAUUCGGAAGCCUUAUUUCCUGAAACUCAAACAAUUCCUCUACGACGCGGGCGUCCGCGGAGUCAAGGACAGCGCCCCAAACCUGAAAAUCUAUCCUGCUCCGAAGAAUAUCUACUCUUGGUCCAAUCUUACUCCCCUUGGGCGAGUGAAGGUGGUCAUCAUCGGCCAGGAUCCCUAUCACGGUCCCGGGCAAGCCCACGGGCUGUGCUUCUCCGUCCCUCCAGGGGUGCCCGUGCCUCCGUCCUUGCGUAAUAUUUACGCAGAAAUUAGGGCAGAGUACCCGCAGUUUGAGCCUCCUAAAAGCGGAAAUUUGACGGCAUGGGCCGAAAACGGUGUCUUGCUGCUGAACACAUGUCUCACCGUCAGAGCAGGCGACGCUGGUUCCCACUCCGGGAACGGCUGGGAAGAGUUCACGGACAGGGUGGUCGAUGUCGUUGACAGAUACGGCGGCGCCAAUCUCGCGAACCCAAACGGCGCAGGGGGGCGCGGCCGGGGCAUCGUCUUCCUCGCCUGGGGGGCCUGGGCUGCGAAACGCGUCGCGAAACUGGACAAGAACAAGCAUCUCAUCCUGAGGAGCGCGCAUCCGUCACCGCUGAGCGCGAGCAGGGGCUUCCUUGGUAACGGGCACUUCAAGCAGGCAAAUGAAUGGCUGGAACAGAAGUACGGUCCAGACGGCUGCGUGGACUGGUGCAAGCUUUGACACCAAGCGCGCGCAAUUCAUUGUCGGACCUGCGAACACACUUCAUGAUG
Molecule: messenger RNA, 1445 nt
Organism: Rhodofomes roseus
Lineage: Eukaryota; Fungi; Basidiomycota; Agaricomycetes; Polyporales; Fomitopsidaceae
Product: uracil-DNA glycosylase-like protein
Exons: 9
Coding region: 190-1395 (401 amino acids)
Biological process (GO): base-excision repair; base-excision repair, AP site formation via deaminated base removal
Cellular component (GO): nucleus; mitochondrion
Molecular function (GO): uracil DNA N-glycosylase activity
Source: RefSeq, a predicted model, not a curated record